Molecule: messenger RNA, 1356 nt
Organism: Schizosaccharomyces japonicus yFS275
Lineage: Eukaryota; Fungi; Ascomycota; Schizosaccharomycetes; Schizosaccharomycetales; Schizosaccharomycetaceae
Product: gamma-glutamyl phosphate reductase Pro1
Exons: 1
Coding region: 1-1356 (451 amino acids)
Biological process (GO): L-proline biosynthetic process
Cellular component (GO): cytosol
Molecular function (GO): oxidoreductase activity; glutamate-5-semialdehyde dehydrogenase (NADP+) activity; NADP binding
Source: RefSeq, a predicted model, not a curated record
AUGUCGCUGAAGGAGAUUGCUCGUGAGGCCAAGGACGCGUUCUCUUCUAUCCAGGCUCUUUCCUCGGAGGAAAGAGACGAAGCUCUUCAGCUUAUUUUUGAUGAAUUGAAGACUGCAAAAAAUCAGGUCCUUGAGGCCAACACCCUUGAUAUGGAGGCCGCUGAGAAACUGCUUGCUGAAGGAAAAAUGAGCAAGUCUAUGUGUAAACGAUUGGACUUGCGUGUAUCAGAGAAAUACGAGUCUAUGAUGCAGGGUGUUUUGGACGUGAAAAAUUUGCCCGAUCCUUUAGGUCACAUCAGUUACGCUAACAAGAUUGACGACGGCUUGGAAUUAUACCGUGUUUCUUGUGCUGUCGGUGUUCUUUUGGUCAUUUUUGAAGCCCGUCCCGAGGUAGUUGUGAACAUUACUUCUCUCGCCAUCAAGUCUGGAAAUGCUGUCAUUCUUAAGGGCGGUAAAGAGUCUACACAUUCCUUUGACGCAUUGUCAAAUGUAAUUCGUAAGGCCUUGUCGAAAUCAAAGGUCCCACUUGAUGCUGUCCAACUUGUUCAUAGCCGUGAUGAAGUUUCGCAAUUGCUGCAACUUGAUGAGUACAUUGACCUUGUUAUCCCUCGCGGCAGUGAUACGUUGGUGAAGAACAUUAAAAACAAUACAAAGAUCCCCGUUCUUGGUCAUUCCAAGGGCCUUUGCUCUGUGUAUGUACACGAGGAUGCUGAUUUAGACCAAGCUGUCAAAUUGGUUUGGGACAGUAAGACCAACUACCCUGCUGCUUGCAAUGCUGUGGAAACUGUGCUCAUCAACCAAUCCGUGCUCGAGUCUCACUUUCCUGCUAUUACCAAGAAGCUCAUCGAUUCGGGUGUGGAAGUUCGCUGCGAUGAUGCCUCGUACGCCGUUGCUGCUAAGGCUUUGCCAGAAGCUGUCGCUUCCGGAAAGCUGAAACACUCCGUUGUUGAAGACUAUGACACUGAAUUUUCCGACCUCAUCUUGUGUGUUAAGGUUGUUAAUUCGUUGAGUGAGGCCAUUCAACACAUUAACCUCCACGGUUCCAAACACACUGACUGCAUCAUUACUACGAACGAAGCUGCUGCUAAGCGUUUCAUGACCGGUGUCGAUGCUGCCGGUGUGUACUGGAAUGCUUCAACACGUUUCGCCGACGGUUUCCGUUAUGGUUUUGGUACCGAGGUUGGAAUUAGCACCAACAAAAUCCAUGCCCGUGGUCCCAUGGGUUUGGAGGGUCUUACUAUCUACAAGUACAUGCUUCGUGGACACGGCCAAAUUGUUGGUGAUUACGGCGUUGGUCCCGGCAAGCGUUCUUUUAAACACGAACCGCUUCCUGCCAAGCAUGUUUCGGAACUUUGA